Molecule: messenger RNA, 1148 nt
Organism: Caenorhabditis sp. 36 PRJEB53466
Lineage: Eukaryota; Metazoa; Nematoda; Chromadorea; Rhabditida; Rhabditidae
Source: the annotation of a GenBank genome assembly
AUGGAAAAAGCCGAGUACGAACGGGUUCAGUUCAAUCUGAAUCAGGAGUUGUUUGAUUAUCGUGACCGUGUGGAUGACCUGUAUGUGCUCACCAACAAAACCUUGGAGUUGGAGGUCACCGUUUCGCAUUUGAAAAUGGAGAAAGAAGAGGGAGAAGCGUCUGCUGCCGAUGCUACGAAAGAAGCCCAGGCUGCUAUUGUUGAGACAUUCGCUUUGAAAGACCAAAUCCAAAAGCUGAUCGAAGAGAAGGUUGCCGAUCAACACGAGUUGGCGAUUCAUGCAAAAGAAAGGCGAACCAUUGAGGUAACAUUGUGUUUCGGAAUAUAUUUACGCUGUUCAUUUCAGUACGAGCGUGAAAGGAUCGCGACGGAACGCGGUCUCCAUGCUGAAGCAAAGCGGUGGCUGAUGCAGGAAGUGUCCGAACGGGACAACAAAGUGUCGAGCUUGCGUCUGGAGCUGAGUAUGGAAUUCUGUUCACCGCUCACCACAGACAGAGAAACCCGAACUCGUUCUCGUACCUGCUGGAAGAAGAGGCCACUCGGUUCGCACAGGACAUCGACAUGCUGUACAGAGCCUACUUCCCAUCGGAUUCUAUCGGCAGAGAGAUGAUCGAGAAGAUGCUGGCAAGCGGAAAGACCCCGGACGCCAUCGAGAUCUUUCUCCAGAAUGGAGUGUAAGUCAAUCAGUAACUGACCGCCAAUGAGUAACAAGUUUCAUUUUCAGGACCGCCAUGCCGGGUCUCGUGAAGACAUUGGAAAGCCGACAGCCGGCUAUUGUGUACAAGGAGAGACGGGUCAAGAGGAACUCUCUGGAUUCUGAUUACGAACAAGUGUCGGCGGUAAGCUUGAAAACCAUCUAAACUCAAACAAUUGUUCUCUUUUCAGCUGACUCACGGAUUCGCCCAUCCGACCUCCAUCACAAACUACCGAUUCAUGCAGGCAGCCUUCGGAAGAGCGCUUUCGGCAAUUCAGGCUGUCAAGCAGGGUAGGGCUCUCGCCAAGAACUGCUCCAUCGAUCCGCUCGCCGAGAACCCGUUCAAGUACAUGACGGAUGCUGCCUACGAAGAGUGGAAGAACGUGAUGAACGGCCAUCCGUCGGAGCCGAAGUUCACGAAUCCGGUUCUCUGGGGAGGAGAGCCGCCAGUUUGA